This is a messenger RNA of Petromyzon marinus (sea lamprey), 1279 nucleotides long. The record is from RefSeq and is a predicted model, not a curated record. Lineage: Eukaryota; Metazoa; Chordata; Hyperoartia; Petromyzontiformes; Petromyzontidae.
GUGAGCUACAUGGAGAUCUACUGCGAGCGUGUACGUGACUUGCUGGCCCCGCGUGCCCGCGGGAACCUUCGAGUCCGUGAGCACCCCCUGCUGGGGCCCUACGUGGAGGACCUGGCCAAGCUGGCCGUCGCCUCCUACAGCGACAUCGCACAUCUCAUCGACUCGGGCAACAAGGCGCGGACGGUGGCUGCCACCAACAUGAACGAGACAAGUUCACGCUCCCACGCGGUCUUCACCAUCGUGUUCACACAGCGGCGUCAGGCAGACGCUGCGGACAUGGGCACGCUCACUGAGAAGGUCAGCAAGGUGAGCCUCGUGGACCUGGCGGGCAGUGAGCGAGCCGACUCCACAGGCGCCAAGGGCACGCGGCUCAAGGAGGGAGCCAACAUCAACAAGUCGCUCACCACGCUGGGCAAAGUGAUCUCUGCCCUGGCGGACGUGGACGCAUUUCCACCUGGCAAGCAGCAGGGCAAGAAGAAGCGAAAGAGUGACUUCAUCCCCUACCGAGACUCGGUUCUCACGUGGCUCUUGCGCGAGAAUCUGGGUGGAAACUCCCGCACGGCGAUGGUGGCCGCUCUCAGUCCAGCCGACAUCAACUACGAUGAGACGCUGGGCACCCUGAGGUAUGCCGACAGGGCCAAGCAGAUAAAGUGUAACGCCGUGGUGAACGAGGACCCCAACGCUCGACUCAUCCGGGAGCUCAAGGAGGAGGUCUCUCGCCUCAAGCUGCUGCUACGCUCACAGGGCCUGGGGGACGUCGUGGACAAUAUCAAGGACCUUGAGAACAACAACUUCCGGCAGCUCCACGGGCCUGGGCAGGGCGACCAGCCGGCCCCCGCGGGGUCUUCGUCCGGGGCCGCCGCUACCUCCGUCUCCCGGCUUCACGAGCGGAUCCUGGCCACGCCGGGCGGGGAGGAGGCCAUCGAGAGGCUCAAGGAAUCGGAAAAAAUCAUCGCUGAGCUCAACGAGACGUGGGAGGAGAAACUCCGUAAGACGGAGUCCAUCCGCACUGAGAGGGAGGCGCUGCUGGCCGAGAUGGGCGUCGCCAUCCGGGAGGACGGAGGGACCCUGGGAGUGUUUACACCCAAGAAGACUCCCCACCUGGUCAACCUGAACGAGGAUCCUCUCAUGUCAGAGUGUCUCCUCUACUACAUCAAGGGUGGCCUCACCAGGGUGGGGCGUGGUGAUGCCACGGUGCGCCAGGACAUCGUGCUGAGUGGACAGCACAUCCUGGAGGAGCACUGUCUCUUCCACAGCCUCACACUGGCACAUGGCACGG